AUGAAUAACCUGGGGUUUGGAGAAGGUGGCGUGAUCAAGGGCUGAGAGAGGACGCUCAACAUGACAAAAGCAGUGAGGUACAACAGGGAGCAGGGCACCUUCACCGUGGAGAAGACGGGGGUCUACUUCCUCUUCUGCCAGGUGCUGUUCAACGAGCAGCAGUCGCAGUACGUGAAGCUGGACGUGGUGAGCGGCGGCCAGCGGCCCCAGAAGCUGCAGUGCAUGGAGGGCUACGGCACCACGCCGUCCGCCGGGCCGCACCCCUUCCACUUCCUGAAGCCGUGCCAGGUGUCGGGCCUGCUGCGGCUGGACCGCGGCACCGAGCUGCAGGCCGUCACCGGCUCGGCCUUCAGGCUCCACGCCGUGGGCAGCGCCUCGGCCUCUCCGCACUUCUUCAGCAUCUUCCGAUCAACUGAGCAUCCGCCGCCCGCCGCCGCCAUCAAAGCCGCCUGA
Messenger RNA from Salarias fasciatus (jewelled blenny), 453 nucleotides. RefSeq names its product tumor necrosis factor ligand superfamily member 12-like. Gene Ontology annotation, molecular function: receptor ligand activity; tumor necrosis factor receptor binding. The record is from RefSeq and is a predicted model, not a curated record. Gene Ontology annotation, biological process: immune response. NCBI's taxonomy places the organism in Eukaryota, Metazoa, Chordata, Actinopteri, Blenniiformes, Blenniidae. Gene Ontology annotation, cellular component: membrane.